AUGGACGAUCCGAACGUGGAGAAAAGGGUCAAAAAAUUCGUGAAAAUGAGAGAAUACGGACUAACAGCAAACGAAUUUGUACGCAUAAUCCGUACACGUACAGAUCGUGUAGAAGAUACUUGUUCAGAGUGCGAGGCUCGAGGUGGCGAGGCCAUUGGAUUGCAAUGUCACUUCAAACCAGACGUUUACAUGCUGUCAGUACUGCUCACAUUCGGAACAUUUGCCUUAGCUUAUGGUCUUAAUAAUUUUCGACACUCAAGGUUUUUUGGAUCUACCUUUCGCAACGCCCUCAGCGACUUUGGAGUUGUCAUCGCCAUUGUUGUUAUGACAGCAUUCUCACUAGCAAUUGGUUUGGAUGUUCCCAGCCUUCAUGUUCCUCAACAAAUUAGG
This is a messenger RNA of Ostertagia ostertagi, 390 nucleotides long. Lineage: Eukaryota; Metazoa; Nematoda; Chromadorea; Rhabditida; Trichostrongylidae. The record is from the annotation of a GenBank genome assembly.